Molecule: messenger RNA, 2313 nt
Organism: Drosophila eugracilis
Lineage: Eukaryota; Metazoa; Arthropoda; Insecta; Diptera; Drosophilidae
Product: serine/arginine repetitive matrix protein 2
Exons: 5
Coding region: 1-2313 (770 amino acids)
Source: RefSeq, a predicted model, not a curated record
AUGGGCUGUGCCAGCAGCACUCCCAUGGUUGCAACGGCGGGCAGCGAAAUGCUGAAAGCCGCCAGCCAUGUCAAACAGAAGGGCGAGGCCGUAGUGGAAGACGCCUCCGAAACGCUGACCAGUACUUUGGACACGGCCAAGGAGACCGUUGGCACGGCAGUGGCUGGUAUUACCAAUGAGCUGGGCAACGCCUUCAAGGAAGGUACUCAGGCUCUGGAUGACGCUAAGCACAAGGUGAUGGAGGGUCUGCAUCUGGAAGGGAACCAGGAAGCUGAUACCAAAGUAGACCCUGAAGAGGCAACAAUGAGUACUUCUCGUGCUCCAACGCCCCAGCUUCGCGAAGAUGCGGAUAGCCUAAAGACCUCGACCCCAGAACCGGAGAUCGAAAGAGCCCUGGCCAACGAGGAGGAGAGUCCACCCACUCCGAAACCCUCGCUGGAGGAGAUGGUCGAGCUGAGUGCCGAGGUCUCACAGGUGGCAGAUGCACCUUCUGCUCCUCCAGCCGCCGAGUCAUCUGCGCCAGCAACUGAGGCCCCCACAACCGUAUCCACCGCCGCCGUGGAAAAUCGUAAAGUGCGUCGCCGGUCGCAGGCAAAGGCUAAAAAGGAUCAAGAGCAGCGUAGACCCAGUACCACUGAGUGGGAGAAGUUCGCAGAUCAAUUGGCCAAAAGCAAGAAGUUCAAACCUUACGAGAGCUUUGCUCACGGCCAGAACAAGUUCUCCGUUUACCAGGACCACACGAGUCUGCGCGACAAGCCGAAUCACUAUGAUGGUCACUUCAGUGGUGGCAACUCGCUGAGUGCCUCCCAAUCGGAUCUGUCCAGUGGUCACAUAACUCCCGCACCCACUCGUCGAGGCCAGCGGGAGUUUGCCAAGUUCGUGGGUUCCGAACAACCGGGAAGUAUUUCGCGGUCCAGUUCCAGGCUUUCAAAUGCUGCCACUUCCAGGACAUUCGAUUUUAAUCCUCAACGCGAGCGCAUCAGUCUUCCAGUGGCCAAUCGCAUUGGUUCCGGAAUCCAUAGAGCUCCGGCGGAAAGGAUAUCCGGUUGGGGCAGGGGCAGGCCAGCUCCUCUGGAGGAGGAACCUGGUUAUGGACGCAGGAUGAGCACUGGGGUCUUAUCACAACCUUUGAGACCUGAGAGGGAGAAAUUCCUAGCCAAUGGAGUUAGCCGCCGGGCAGUACAACCAUUAACUCCAACUAAGGAUUCGAGAAGGGAAAAGUCUUCUAGGAAGCAGACUUCUAAGAGCAUUUCUUCCAGAGAGUCUUCUUAUUUGGAGUUGGAUUCCCAUAGAUUGGCUAAGAGUCCUUUACCAAUCCCAAAGCCUUUAUCAAAGGAUAUAGUACGUUCUAGGGAAUCAUCUUUAAAUGAAUUUGAUUCCAUCAAGUCCCAUAAGAGUCCCUUGAGAGGAUCAAAACCUUUUACAAAAGAAAAGAUUCCACCAAAGAACUUAGCUUCCAGAGAACCGUCUUAUAUAGAGUUAAAGCCCUCGAAGACCGAUAAAAGCCCUUUGAGAAUACAAAAAACUUUGGCAAAGGAGGUAUUGAAAUCUAGAGAACCUUCCUAUAUAGAAUUUCAAUCCUUGAAUCAGAAUAGGACUCCAAGGAGAGGGAAAUCUAUCACAAAGGAAGGGGUUAGAUCUAGAGAGCCUUCAUAUACCGAAUUUGAUUCUCAUAAAAAGGAUAAGAGCCCUUAUAGAAUGCCGCAAGAGGAACUGCCAGAAAAGCUCACCCAAUCACGUGAUACUCCUUUCAAUAGUCUACCUCAUAGAGAUCUUAGUCCAAGCGAGCUUACCCCAAUAAAUCAUGAUGCGACUUCUGCUCCUCCGACACCGGAAAAGAGAGAAACUCAAAAAGCUGCGUAUGCCGGCUCAAAGAUUCCAUCACCACCAAUCUCGCGUGCUUCCACGGCCAAAUCCUCAGACAGCAGUAACUUAGAUGUGAUAAUCCAACCCAUGAGCACUCUAAACACACCUAGUAUUAAGUCAUUUACCCAGUCACCAGAUCAAGUGGUGAUGGAGGGUUAUGAGGACUCAGAUUUGGAGGCUGCUCUGGCCAGGCUGGAGAUCUUGAGAGGUUCCACAGCCACGUUGCAGUCGCUAAGAUCCUGCAGUCCUGGCAAACACACCUACACAGCUUCCUUACUAAGUUCUAGACGAACUUCACCUUGGGUAAUGAGAAAGGAUUAUGGAGGUACUGUUGGAAAGGAUGGUAAGCCAUCUAAGUUGGUGGAAAGCUCACUGAAAUCCUCUCAAGCUAGCCAUCAAACACUCGAACGCUGCGAUAUUUGCUAUAAUGAGUUUCUCAUAAAUUAA